AUGACAUAUCAGUCCUAUUUGACUGUUAUUUAUCAUUUCUUAUUUGCUUCUAACACCCACCCAAAGAUUACCUAUCCUCGACAAAACAUUGAGAUGAAUGCCAAAAAAACACGUACCGAAAACCUUGUAACUUCCAUGUUUACUGACAUGCAUCCAAGUGUUCGAAAAUACCAGAACAUUGAAAAUGUCAUUCUUGAAGUUUUACCCCCUUUGAUGAUUAUUAUGCAGCCAUCACUCCGGCCAGUAAACACCCAACUGUACAGUAACCGUGAAAAAGAAGGUUUAAAACAACUAAUCCGAAACAUGAUUGCCUACAAUAUGACAUAUCGCCAGGAGAAACUUCCAGAAGGUCAAUAUAGCUAUAUUCUUGAUCCAAAUGUUGAAGAAGUGGUUAAUUUCCCUGGAUUGAAGCAACACAAACAACUCACUUAUGCAGCCAAGCAGUUGAUAGCCAGGGAGAUUGAAAUUGAGAAAAUGCGAAUGGCAGAACGAUCGAUGUACAGCAAUAUGAGCCUAAAGGACGGCAAUUUGUCGGUAGCUAACUCACAGGAUUUUUUUCUUUGCCUAUUUUCCUCUUCCUCUUUUCUGACCUACACUCCAUUCACUUCUACCAAUAUGAUAUUCUCUCCCUUGUAUUCCCCCCACCCUCAUGAGUUAAGUUUGCUUUUGUCUCUUUCUUAUUCAUUUCUCAUCAAUUUGUUUUAUUUUCCAACUUAUUAUCAUCUAUCUUUUUUAUCUACUCUCUAUAGAUUCUUUAGUAACUGUCUGUCUGCUCCUGUCACAAUUCUUUGCUUUUUAUUUUGCUUUUUCUUUCAGAUCAAAAUAAUGAAAUGCAAAAGAAAUGCAGAAGAGAAUGAGAACAUUCUCUUUUUGCAUUUCUUUUGUUGUCUCCUCAUUUUUUCUUACGCUUCAAUGUCUGUCAGUAUCUUUCCUUUCACUCGUGUCUUCUUUUCCUUUUACUAUUUCUUUGUUUUUCUCUUUUUUUUUUCUUUGUUUUUCUCCAACAUCAAUUUAGCACUUUUUUUUCUCUAUCUUCCUCAUCUUCACACCUUUCUUUCUUUCAUCCAUCUCCUCGCCAUCCUAAUUUUUUCUAUCACUUCCUCUUUCAUUUUCUUUCCAAUUGUCCAUGCAUUUCUUUUUCUACCAUCACCUUCCCCUACUUUCUGA
This is a messenger RNA of Acanthosepion pharaonis, 1167 nucleotides long. The record is from the annotation of a GenBank genome assembly. NCBI's taxonomy places the organism in Eukaryota, Metazoa, Mollusca, Cephalopoda, Sepiida, Sepiidae.